Molecule: messenger RNA, 5431 nt
Organism: Dicentrarchus labrax (European seabass)
Lineage: Eukaryota; Metazoa; Chordata; Actinopteri; Moronidae
Gene: nkx2.2b
Product: NK2 homeobox 2b
Biological process (GO): regulation of transcription by RNA polymerase II; cell differentiation
Cellular component (GO): nucleus
Molecular function (GO): RNA polymerase II cis-regulatory region sequence-specific DNA binding; DNA-binding transcription factor activity, RNA polymerase II-specific
Source: RefSeq, a predicted model, not a curated record
AUUUUCAUUUUAGUUUACCUUAUAUUAUUUUAUUAUGUUAUUACUUUUGGAUUUUUAUAUAUGAACCGGAUUUUGUUUUUUACAAGUUAAGGGGUCCGGGGUUUUUUUAGGGUUUAUUAUAAUAAUUUAGGAUAAAUCAACUCGGGGAAGCUGCUAACUGCUGCAAAUGGAAACCGCUUUGCGUGUGUGUGUGUGUGUGUGUGUGGUCAUGAAUAUAGAAGACAGUCUUUUGAAGGCAGCAGUCUGAAUACCAUGACAACUCCCAGCAGCCUCACAUGUAUUCCCAGCUGUGUGUGUGUGUGUGUGUGUGUGUGUGUGUGUGUGUGUGUGUGUGUGUGUGUGUGUGUGUGUGUCAGGCCAUUAUAAAGUGUUCAGGGGGAAUAAAUGGGAUAAAUGUGGAGGCUGUGCGGUCUUUGUGUCCGUCAGCUCGUUGUGUGUUUGUUUGCAGAGUUCGACCACCCAGCAGGAUCCAACACACACACACACACACACACACACACACACAGAAAGAGAGAGCCGAAGUCAUUGUCACACACAUCACACACAGAGAAAAGUGAAAACCAAAACUUAACCAAACACACAAACCCUGCAGUAAAAAAUGCCCCAAAAAACAAGAGAAAUCCCAAAGAAGUCUGGUUUGGAAAAUGUUACAUUUAUCAAGUAAUUUACUGUUUGAAUUACACUUAUUUUAUCUUAAAAUAAGAGACAACUGAGAUGUAGUGACAUCAUCCCACUGCUUCCCAGAGCAGUUUGAGCAGUUUGAGCAGUUUAGGGUCAGAACCACAAAAGAAGAAGAAGAAGACGGAUCAGUGCAUUAUAGAAUCAAGUUGACUUUAGAUUUUUGGUUUGUUUUAAGAAAAUAGGGACAAUCUUUUUUUUACCGUGUAUGUGGACAAAUGGUCUAAAUUGACCUGAUGAUGGCGCUAGAGGAAAAGCCAGAGGAUCACUAAGGGAUUAUGAUUCAUGAAUGUUUGUAUCCAACUUCAUGUCAAUCCAUCUUUUAUACUAUUUCAGUGAAAACCACAAAUGUCAACCUCACAGCAGAUCACCAAAGUCAGUAUUCCUCCUCCAAUCAUCUUAAUCCUUCCAAUCGUUGUUGAGACUAAAGAGGUUUGAGUCCAGAUUACAAUUAGACACUAAAGUGAUAUUAAGGUUGCAAACACUAACAGUUAUUUGUCUAUUUCAAUUAACUGUUUAACCUACGAACAAGAUACAACUUGUACAUUUGGCAGCGGUAAAGUGGCUAAAAACCUUAUUAUUAUUUUAUCUUUUGAUGAAGCUAGGCUAGCAGUUUCCCUCUGCUUCCAGUGUUUAUGCUAAGCUAGGCUAAACAACUCCUGUAGCUUGUGGAUGUGCCCUUAAAACCACUAAAAAAGAUUUUUUCUAAAUAUGUUAUGAUUGAAACAGAUCUACUUCUUGUGUAAUUCUGGAGGGGAAAAAAAGGAUUUUCCAAGUAGUCAGAGUGUUUCUUUAAAUGGGAGCUCGGAGUUGAUUUAGUUUGAUCUCACUGUUACUGUUAAACUGUAGAUUGAUGAACAAACUGAGGAAGUAAGAGGACGUCAUUCUAAUGUUAAAUAUAUACAUAAAGAAUCACAAAGUGGAGACGCUUCCUUUAAAUUCAUCAGUGAGCGAUGAAAACAUGCCAGAGCCUUGAUUGUUUGUUAAGUUGUUCAUUUCUUGUUGAUUUCUUACUAGCUCUCCUUGUUGUUUAUAAUAAAUAAACAUACUUUUACUGUAGGACUUUAAAGAGGGGGACCCCGGUUACAUAAUCACAUUGAUCUUAACUCUGAAUCAAUAUAGAUGACUCCAUUAUAGCAGGUUAUCCCUUGAUUCAGCACACAAGUAUUAUCAGGAAAAUAUACUUAAAGUAUCAAAAGUUAAAGGGCUUGUUUUACAGUGAAAUGUCUCCUGAGAGUAAUAUAUGAUAUUAUUUUAUAAUUAAUACUGAUACAUACAUUUGAGGGGCCCUGAGAUGAUUAAUGAGAGAAGAAAGAGGAAAAAAACAAAGUUCUAAUACACAAAUUUAUAAAACAUUUUGGACUUUUCUUUAAUAUUUGUAGUUAAAUAUUGGAUACUUUGACCUCUUUGGUCUUCACUUAUUAUAAUGAAACAACAAAAGGUGAAAUGUCUCUUUGAUGAAACUGCUAACAGACAUCUGAAAUGUAGCAAAGGACGCCGACCAGAGAGGUUGUGAUACUUUUAAUGAACAGAUGCUGUAACUGAUUAAUGUCCCCUAAAGAUCUGAUCUGAAUUACAGCUGUCAGAUAGAUGUAGUGAUGUAAAGAGGAUGAUACCUCCAAACUGUGGUGGAGUAGACGUAUAAAGUAACACAAAAUGUACUUGAGUAAAUGUACUUAAUUUCCACCACAGCAAUGACAAUCUAAAAAUGUAUAAACAUGUUUGUGUUAUUUCUACUGCAGCUUAAUACCACUUAAUUUAUUAUUUACACUUGUGCUCUUUUUCCUACUGUGACAUGGCACAAUGUGAAAAAGAUCUAUAUUAUAUACAAAGCAGAGCAGCCACCAUAAAGAAAUGGAGAUAAGUGUUGGUAAAUAAUUUCCCCUGUGGGACGACAAUAAAGAUGUGAAAUGAACUCUGUGACUGUGUGUGUGUGUGUGUGUGUGUGUGUGUGUGUGUGUGUGUGUGUGUGUGUGUGUGUGUGUGUCAGUGAGUCCAUCAGCUGGUGUGUAAACACUCUUGAGUUAAUCCUCACAACAAACACUGAAAUACACUCUAAGUUUGCAUUUAAUACUUGAUCAUCCUAAAUGUAGUGAUUUUUUUCAAGGCAGUUUUGUGUGCACAGUAAAAUAUGUAUAAAGUGUAAAAAGUGUUAUUUUAUUACUUUAGUUUUCAUUUUUACUACUAAAUAGAUAUAGAAACGGAGGCAACUUAGUUGUUUAUCCAGCUAAAGGGGGACAUGGGUACAGCUGACUCCACUAUUUAUUUAUGUAUAUAUAUAUUUUACUUAAUUUGUUUAAAUUUGACUAAUUUAUGGCAGCAAACUAAUAAAUAUAUAAAUAUAAAGUGAGUCUUCAACAUUUCCACACCAGUAUUUUAUUCCUGCAGUAUAGAGAACAUUUAAAAAGACAUUAAUUUAGAGAAUAAAAGUAAAGUAUAAUGAAGUUAACUGAUUGCAGGCUGAGGUAUUUAUAUUGUUUCUUUCUUUAUGUUUUAACUUUUUGCCAAAUUUUACUUUUUGUCUUUUUUUUUUUAUCCCAAAAAUAGUGUAAAUAAUAUAAAUAUUUGUCCAGUAUUGUGAAUAAACACGUUAUUAUUUCUAUUAUGCUAAUGUUUUAUGUUGCGUUAAUAGAUCUUAUAUUUAUAUAUCUUUACUCCUCACUAACUUGUUGGACACACUGAGGAUUGUUUGGUUCUUUUUGGUAAACAGGAAGCGGAUCAGUGACUCUAAUAAAUGUAAAUGAGUCACUUCUUUCCUCACUAAUCCUCCAUCAUUAAAACAUUCACCUCCUCCCUGAAGCUCCAGCAUCUCUCUUUAAUACGCUGCUCCCGUUUUUUGUGUGUGUUUUUUUUUCACACCCUCAACCACUUGACCCUCGAGACCCGCCUCCGUCCUUUUUAACGGCACACACACACACACACACACACACACACACACACACACACACACACACACACACACACACACACACACACACACACACACACACACACACACACACACACACACACACACACUCUUAAUGUCUUCCCUCAUGUAUUUUUCAUGCUGUUAAAUCCUCUCCGGUCGGCCCGUGCAGCUCCGGGCUCCCGCUCCGUUUAACGGCAUUCAUGGACCCAAACCCUCCGCUGGCUGCUCCUCUUUAACGGGCUGCAGCAGCUGAACCAUCGCGGACACAAACCUGGAACUUUUGUCUCCUUCAGUCUCUCCUCUUUCUUUUUUUUCUUUUUUUACCGGCGUCAUGUCUGUUGGCACCAGCACAAAAACGGGCUUCUCCGUGCGGGAUAUUCUGGAUCUCCCGAGCCCGACCAGGAGAUGCAGCUCCGGGACCGAGGAGACCGAGGAGGACGACACCGAGGAGGCCUCUGCGGAGGUUUCAGGGGCGGGAAACGCGCAGAAAUUGGGAUUUAGCGGCCGGAGUUUGUGCGAGCGCGGCGGCGGAAGCUACGGCAGGUGGAGCCGCGGAUCCGGUAACCUGCACUUCUCAUUACACGGUCUUUCCUUAGAGUCCAGUACCGAGCCCAAAUCUCCCGAGCUCUCCACGGACGAGUCCCCAGACGCGGAGCGGGAACCGGCGGCGGCGCAGAAGAGCCGCGGCAGGAAGCGGCGGGUGCUCUUCUCCAAGGCGCAGACCUUCGAGCUGGAGCGUCGCUUCCGGCAGCAGCGCUACUUGUCCGCCCCGGAGAGGGAGCACCUGGCCGGGCUGAUCCGCCUCACCCCGAACCAAGUGAAGAUCUGGUUCCAGAACCACCGCUACAAGAUGAAGCGUUCCCGGGUUGAGCACUGCAGCCUGGAGGCGCUGCAGCUGCUGCCGGCCCGCCGGGUCGCCAUUCCGGUCCUGGUGCGGGACGGGAAGCCCUGCGACCGAAUCACAGCGCAGAACCUGGAGGCGACGCUCAGGUCCGGCCUGAGUCUACCUCUGUGUGCCUACUCUCCGCUGCUGCACCCCGCCUACGGCCCGGACCACCCCGGACUGCCGCAGCAGCACCCAGCGGUGCAGCAGCUGGCGCACAUGUACCACUGGAGCUGGUGAAGCCAAAACUCUUCCUGAUUCCUAAAACACUGAGAAAUCCACGUUAUAAGCUCGAGUUCGGCCAUGAAUUGAUUGUUUUUCUUGUCCGAAUAGUCUCUCUUAAACGAUAAAUGCCACUAUUGAAAAAGGAAUAAAAAUACAUCUUUUUUUGAAUGGAGUUUGGUUUAUAUCAGGAUUUGUUUUUCCCAGAAUAAAACAAAAUACUAGGCCUAUUUUUCAAAAAGCACGAGUGUGCCACAUGAGAAAAUUAAACUCUCGCAGUUGAAGUUUUAAACUUAAGACUCACUUUGUGAUUUAGUUUCCAGCCCUUCUUCAGAUGACCUGUUUUUAGGACAUUUAUUUUGUGUAAUCCCAUCAAAAAUGUCCCUUUUUCCCUGUCUCCUAAAGCUUGAUUGUUUUUUUAUUUUUAACCUCAUCACAGGUAACAAAAUACAUUUUCCCCAUCCAGACGCGCAAAACGUCUAAAACUACACUAUUGAAUAUGUGGAUAAAAAGACUGAAGUUUAACUGUGCACAAAACCGAUCAAAACAAACGUUUUCUUGUUUUUGGAAACUUUUUGUUUGUUGUUGUUGUUUCUGUUGUGUUUUUCUGCAAAAGUGUCACUUUUAUCGCGAGAACUUGUUUCCGCGUGUUUCAUAAAUCUAUUUAUAAUGUUGACCGGUGAGUUGUUUUGUAAUAAGCUGGAUAUUUAUGAUGUUGAAUAAAAGUUGGAGCCGUU